Sporothrix schenckii 1099-18 is the source of this 1386-nucleotide messenger RNA. RefSeq names its product bar domain containing protein. The record is from RefSeq and is a predicted model, not a curated record. The transcript is spliced from 2 exons. Gene Ontology annotation, cellular component: cytoplasm. NCBI's taxonomy places the organism in Eukaryota, Fungi, Ascomycota, Sordariomycetes, Ophiostomatales, Ophiostomataceae. The coding region runs from base 1 to 1386 and encodes 461 amino acids. Gene Ontology annotation, molecular function: protein binding.
AUGAACUUCACCAAGAAGCUCGACCGUGCCGUGCAAUGGGCCGGCGAAAAGAUGGGCGGCGAGGCCAAGACGGCCAUGUCGGACGACUUCAAGAUGCUGGAGACGGAAAUGAACCUCCGCUACGACGGCAUGGACCGCCUACAAAAGUCCAUGACCGCCUACGUCAAGUGGGUGGGCCGCCGCGGCGAGACGUUUGACGACAAGGAAAAGGGCCUGCCGAUCAGCUACCUGGGCCGUACGAUGACGAACCACGGCGAAGACUUUGAACACAACUCGGAGUUUGGCAACUGCCUGACCAGCCUCGGUCGGGCCAACGAGCGCCUGGCUUCGGCCCAAGAGCGCUAUGUGGCCGACGCCACGGCGACGUGGCUGGAGUCACUGGAGCGGAGCCUUGCGAUGAUGAAGGAGUACCAGGCCGCCCGCAAGAAGCUCGAGAACCGCCGCCUGGCAUAUGAUGCCAGCAUUGGCCGCAUGCAAAAGGCCAAACGGGACGAUUUCCGUGUCGAAGAGGAGCUGCGCACGAACCGCGCCAAGUACGAAGAGAGCAGCGAAGAUGUCAUGCGCCGCAUGCAAGACAUCAAGGACGCCGAGGUCGACAGCAUUCGCGAUCUGACAGGGUUCCUGGACUGCGAACUUGACUACCACGAGCGCUGCGUGGAGGAGCUGCGUCGCGUCAAGCGUUCGUGGCCCGGAACGGCGACCGCUGCCGCUGCUGCCAACGGAUCGCUGCCAAGCAACUUUGGUGGCCGUAGCCGGUCGAACACGGCACGGUCGUACAACAACGAGCGAAACCCACCCUACGGCAGCCGCGCUGGCGCUGGUGCUGCUGGCGACUCGUCGUACAUGGACGAAGAGCCGGAGCCGCUGCCUGUCCGCAUGCCUAACCGCGCCAACACAAACACCCUUCGCUCCGCCAACGACUCGCCGCCCCAAAAGCCUGCCCGGCCAGCAGUCGCCCGGGCCAACUCGUUCCAGCCCGGUAGCAACGGCCCCGCCGCCGCCAACGGACCGCCCACGACGUUCUCGACAUACAACAACAACCUCAUGAGUGCUACCGCUAGCCCUGCGGCAAUCACCUCGCUCCGCACCGGGCUGCGCCCCGUCGGACGGAUCCAGACGACCAACGGGCACCCAUCCAACGGCAACGUUUUCGCCGACGAUAACGACGACACCAGUGUCGGCAGCGGCAGCGGCAGCGGCAGCCCAGAGUGGGGUGAGCGCAGCGCGUCGCCGGCGACCAGCUUUGGCAGUCUGAGCCGGAGCACGAGCAAUGUGGCCAUGUCCUCUGGCGGAGCGGUCCGCAAGGCGCCGCCUCCGCCGCCGCCCAACCGCAACAAGAAGCCCCCACCGCCGGUCCCAGCGCCACGACGGGAGACUAACUACUAG